Messenger RNA from Triplophysa rosa, 3658 nucleotides. RefSeq names its product purine-rich element binding protein Aa (gene puraa). Gene Ontology annotation, biological process: regulation of transcription by RNA polymerase II. Lineage: Eukaryota; Metazoa; Chordata; Actinopteri; Cypriniformes; Nemacheilidae. Gene Ontology annotation, molecular function: DNA-binding transcription factor activity, RNA polymerase II-specific; RNA polymerase II transcription regulatory region sequence-specific DNA binding; purine-rich negative regulatory element binding. The record is from RefSeq and is a predicted model, not a curated record. Gene Ontology annotation, cellular component: nucleus. The transcript is spliced from 2 exons. Bases 198 to 1073 code for a protein of 291 amino acids.
CGGCACCGCGGCAGUGUUUACAGUAGGCCUUCGGGGCUUACAGGUUUCCAUCAUUGUUUUUGACAGUGGUCAACUGCGAAGGGCUUGCACAAGGGCUAACGCUCUGCCUGCAGACUGAGCGGGAUCUCGCGAGAACGGUGGCGUGGCUGGUUGGCAGUAAGCUUGCAGUAAGACAGAGGGAGAAGGCAGGCAGCAUCAUGGCGGACAGAGACAGUGGAAGUGAGCAGGGAGGAGCAGCCACAGGCCCGGCUGUCGGUUCCGUGCACCCAGUGGCAGGAGGGGCGGGCUCGGCUUCCGGGCUGCAGCACGAGACGCAAGAGCUCGCCUCGAAGCGGGUUGACAUCCAGAACAAGCGCUUCUAUUUGGACGUGAAGCAGAACGCGAAAGGCCGCUUCUUGAAGAUAGCCGAAGUCGGGGCCGGGGGAAACAAGAGCCGCCUCACUCUCUCCAUGUCCGUCGCUGUCGAGUUCCGCGACUACCUGGGCGACUUCAUCGAGCAUUACGCCCAGUUAGGGCCGAGCAAUCCGGACAUGGCGCAGGACGAGCCCCGGCGAGCGCUAAAGAGCGAGUUCUUGGUCCGGGAGAAUCGGAAGUACUACAUGGAUCUAAAGGAGAAUCAGCGGGGCCGCUUUUUAAGGAUCCGACAGACCGUCAACCGGGGGCCCGGUUUGGGAUCCACGCAAGGCCAGACGAUCGCUCUUCCAGCGCAGGGACUAAUCGAGUUUCGCGAUGCCCUCGCCAAACUCAUCGACGACUACGGAGUGGAGGACGAGCCCGCGGAGCUGCCCGAGGGAACCUCGUUAACUGUGGACAACAAGCGCUUUUUCUUUGACGUGGGCUCCAAUAAGUACGGGGUGUUCAUGAGGGUAAGCGAGGUUAAGCCCACCUAUCGCAACUCUAUCACAGUGCCCUACAAAGUGUGGUCCAAAUUCGGGAACACUUUCUGUAAAUACGCGGACGAAAUGAAAAAGAUUCAAGAGAAACAGAGGGAAAAAAGGGCAUGCGAGCUCCAGCAGCAGCAGCAGCAGCAGCAGCAAGAGGAGAUGCACGGAGACGCCGGCGACGAGGAUUGAUAGUGGAAGGAAAACAUGCAAAAAAGAGUAACAUAAAGAGAAAUUAUAAGUAAGAAAACUUUACAGUACAAAAAAAAGAAAGAUACGUAAAAGAUUUAACUGUUUAACUCCAAGGGAGCACUACCCACAAAAAAAUACAAAACCACCACAGACUGACAGUUAAGAUUCAACACCCAUCGCUGGACGUUAUCCACUUACCCAUCAUUAAUACAGUAAGCGGCUGCUAAACAGAGUAAUAACAUUAUAUAUGAACUGUCUUUCCUACUUGACUACAACAGAACUGAGUGUUUUAUUUCCCUUAUUAACCGAGGACUUUUUUACAAAGGUGUUUGCGAAUGUUCACAUGGAGUUAUCGCCGAGUUAUGAGGAAACAAUUCCUUUAUAUGUGAGCUAAUGACUUCAGCACAAAUCAGAUGUUUUCGUUUGUUUUCUUGUUUCUUUUUUUUUUUAUCCAAAAUUGAACAUCACCUGAAGAGGAGGUUGUCAUGGUUGCCAUGCCACUAGAUAUUUACAAGCAUCACAUAUGAGGGCUAGCUAGGGAUCUUGAUGUGACAUUAUCAACCUGUUGAUCAGUCUCUAAGAGGUACAGAGGUCGCUGUGUGCAGGACAGGGUUUGAUCUACAGGACGUUUGUGGUGUGGUGGCUGACCUCUCGGCAAACGUUCUGAGGAGUAUUACCAGUGUAAUUUUUCAACUGAAGUUAUUGUCAUGCAGAUGAUAUGCUAUGUAUUUGUGUCUCGUUGUCAUGCACAGUGUAUAAACAAAGGUACUCCGGUAAGAGCAAUGACAACCGGAACGAAAGAGCUCUUUUUUAACAUAAACGUUAACCCAUGAUCUACCAGACCCCUCGAAUUAAACAUACAAAGUAUCGAAUGAAAAUGCUAAUGUAGAAGACAAAGUAUGAUUUUGUGAAUCAGAUAUAUUUCAGUGGAAAAGAAAACACCCCACGUUUUUAGUGGGGGAUUUGACAAACAAUCUGUAAAAGGGUUAUAUAAAAAAUAUAUAAAGAGAGAUAUAUAUAUCAGUCUACCAAUGAGAGUUUGAGUGGCGCCAAGGAAUGCUGUAGUUGCAUGUUAACCUGUACACAGCCACAUUGAGGUGGAUUUCUCAAUGUUUGUCCUCAAGGACUCUUCUUUGUAAUGUUUUCAAUGUCAAUAAUGUUUGGUCAGGUAGUCGAACUAAUACAGAUAUUCUUUUAAGGAAUGAGUUAAUUAAAGACGCGAGAAGCGUGUGUAAAUAAUAACAAUAUAUCAACUCUUGACUGUUUGAUCAGACAUAAAUGACAAGUCUUUUUUCACGGGGUCCUUGAGGACCUGUGUUGGGAGACCCUGACUUUAAUGAAACUUGUUGGGGAGCAUACUCUUCAGCAUUAAACAACCUGGUGCCUUACAGACUCUGCAUGCUUAUACACUGGCUGGUGCUUUGGAUCUAUGUUUGGGUUCUUGUUUUAUUUCGUUUUCUCAUCUGUUUUGUUUUGUUUGGUCCUGCCCCCUUCUUUAUGCUAUUGCAUAUGUCAUGGUCUAAUGGGCUGGCUUGGUUUCUUAAUGAAAAGAAAAUCGUUGUUCACAGGUUUGAUAGUUUUCCUCGUACAAGGUGUUGGUAAGCAGAUGAGCCUUCUUUUCGAUCAAAUGUCAGCUUCGUGCUGACCAAAAGAAGGUUUGUUUGCGUUUUCUGCUGACCGGGUUUAGCUCGCGACAAAGUUUUUUGUAGUGAGGUUAACUUUAUCGUACAUAGUUUGGCAGCACCGUGUCAUCUGUCACAGACCAAAAGCCUAGUUUGGGUUGUGAGGCCAAGACAUCUUUUUUCCUUUCCCUAACUUUAGUAUUGCUUCACACAAUUUGUCAUUUCGGAAACUCUUGCUCACUACGUUUUUUUUCUUCUCAUUUCUCUUUUAUUUUCUUCCCAGUGCUAUAUUACUGUGUGCAAUAUUGAACGUGCCAAUGUUGGCAAUAUAUGUAUAUCAAUUAAAUAUAUGAUUAAUAUUUGAAAAGCAUGUGGCUGAAACCCACGUUUAUUUCUUUAAAGGUUUUUGUUUCUUUAAAGCCUUCUAUAUGCACAAAAAAGGUGUGUAUCUGGAAAAGAAACCAAGCUUCUUCCAGUUAGGUGAAGUGAACACAUAGUUAGGUGAAGUGAAACAUUUUUGUAAACAUUCAUUUUACAAAAGCACCCCAGUUUUGUCUCUGUUCCUCUUAACAAGGGAGGGAGGGUUAGGGGUUACUGGAAUUGGGAUAUGAAAUGAUGGGGGUGUUAAGGCCUUUGGGUAUGGGGCAAUGAAUAUACAGUAUAUCCUUAAGUUCCUCUCAAAUUCAUGGGAACAUGCUAAUGAAGGUGUGACCUCUUCUGUCUUCAGUGAUUGAUGUCAGUAGCACAUUGCUGUCCUAGCUGGAGAAAAUGUCUGACCAAUGUUUGUUUGAAAAUGAUCUUGACAAGGAAUGCCUUGUGCCGUUUUUUUUCUUUAUCUGUUAACUUAUGUUCCUUCCCUUUGCAAAAAGGAUCACUGAAUUACUCAUUCGGCGGUUAUGCGUCAAAUAUAAUUUAUGUACAUUUUACAAAUUAAAAAAAUUAAAUAAAAGAAAUGUUAAUUUA